AUGGAUGAGAGCAAGGGGCCCCCAAAGGGGGGCCUCCCCUCCGCGUCCGAGGCUGUGAACAGCAGCAGCAGCAGCAGCAGCUGCGACGCUGUUGGGCCUGCUUACGCUGCUGCAGCAGCACCAGCAGCAGCCCCUGCUGCUGCAGCGCCUGCUGCAGCAACAGCAGCAGCAGCAGCAGCAGCAGGGGGGCCCCCCCCUCAGGGGGGGGGCCCCCGAUCUCGACUGUACCCUCUUUGCCGCCCUGCGUCGGCCACCUUAACGAGGCCCCACCGCACAGCAGCAGCAGCAGCAGCAGCAGCAGCAGCAGCAGGAGACACCCGCAGGAACCUGCAGCAGCAGCUAAGUCACCUGGCGGGGGGGCUCUUUCACCCCCGCCACCCCAUGAACAGUUCUGCUGCUGCAGCAGCAGCAGCAGCAAGGCCUGCGGCUGCUGCAGCGAUCGGCAGGCCCAGCGCUGCUGCUGCUGCUGCAGCACGGCCAGCAGCAGCAGCAGCAGCAGCAGCAGCAGCAGGCUGCCGGCCGCUGUCCUCAGUUGCUGCUCUGGGGGCGCGGGACGUGCGGGUGUUUGGCUCUGCGCAGCUGCCGUUUGCUGCUGCUUCCUGCAGCAGCAGCAGCAGCAGCAGCAGCAGCGGCAGCGGCAGGGGGGGCCGCAGCAGCAGCAGCAGCAAAAGCAGCAGCUGCUGCUUCUGGUUUAGACUUUAUUUAGUGCGCUUUUUCGAACUGUGGGGUGGAGAUGACUUUGCAAGGAGGCAGCAGGGGGCCCCCGGCAGCAGUUUCUAUUCGAGGUGCAGCAGCAGCACGGGGGGCCCCCUUGCUGCUGCUGCUGCUGCUGCUGCUGCUUCGCGCAGCAGCAGCGGCGCGGGGGAGAGCAGCAGCAGCAGCACGGCGACGACGGCAGGUGCAGCAGCAGCGGAGAAGCCGAGCCCGAAGGCGCACGGCAGCAGCAGCGGCGCUGCUGCAGCAGCAGCAGCAGCAGCAGCAGCAGCAGCAGACAAGCGGCUUGCUGCUGCUCAAAACCCUCUCAGAUUUCCUUCAGCAGCAGAUGAAACUGCUUACAAAUUAUAUUUAAAUUCUUUAUAUCCUUUCAGGCUUCUUGUUGUGGGGCUUUUGAUGCUCUUUGUCGAACUCAUGCAGGUCGCCUGGGUCUUCGUCACCGAAGGUAAACCCUAA
Molecule: messenger RNA, 1170 nt
Organism: Eimeria necatrix
Lineage: Eukaryota; Apicomplexa; Conoidasida; Eucoccidiorida; Eimeriidae
Exons: 1
Coding region: 1-1170 (389 amino acids)
Source: RefSeq, a predicted model, not a curated record